AUGCUUGGCAGAUCUAGUAGACCGCGCGGGGGCGACAAUGACGCAGGAGUGAGCCAACCACUGCUGCGCGGCUCCGACGAAGACCUCCCAGCCACCGCACACAACAACGUGCUCUUCUCCGUGGACGACGACGCUGAAGACGACGAGGAUGACCUGCCGCUAGCAAGUGCGGAUGGUCUCGUAGACCAAUCGAAGCCAGGCCAUGUCCGCUUUCAGGAGGAAGUCCAGGUGAUAGCGCCUCCGCUACGGUCGACCAUGACGAGCCGAGAGACUGAAUAUGAAAUGGAUACGGACGACCUGGACGCCAUAGCUCUAUCGCAGCUAGAGUCCUCAGCUCAAGACCGCGCAGGUCGCACAGGAAGCCGCCGCUCACGACGAGAACAAACUAUGCCACUGCUCGUGGGGUUGAUGGAUUCAUCCGCUGUUCGAAGAAGCGUGGAUAGCCCAGGAGCCAACUAUAUCUUCGACCAGAAUGUCGACCUUGAGGAGCUCGCAGCCAAGCAGACCGCUGGUGGAGGAAUGCUGGAUUCGGUCGCAAACAUGGCAAACUCAAUAUUGGGCGCAGGCAUCAUAGGCCUCCCGUACGCAGUCCGACAGGCUGGUUUCUUUACGGGUCUCAUUCUGCUACUGGUGCUGUGCGGAGUAACAGACUGGACGAUCCGCCUCAUUGUGGUGAACGCCAAACUCAGUGGUCAGAACUCCUACAUCGGAAUCAUGAACCACUGCUUCGGCCCCAGUGGUAGAGCCGCUGUGUCGUUCUUCCAAUUUGCUUUUGCAUUCGGAGGCAUGUGUGCGUUCGGCAUCAUUAUCGGCGACACAAUCCCACACGUCAUCCGCUCUGUCUUCCCUCACCUAUACAGAGUUCCCGUCCUCAAGCUACUCGUCCAACGACAAUUCGUCAUCGCGCUAUGCACAAUAUGCGUCUCAUACCCACUAUCCCUCUACCGCGACAUCCACAAACUGUCCCGCGCAUCAGGGCUCGCUCUUGUAGGGAUGAUCAUCAUUGUUGUGUCGGUCCUCGUCGAAGGCCCAAACGUCACCCCGGACCUCAAAGGCGAUCAAAGUCUACGAUUCACUUUCCUAGGCGAUAACGUGUUCCGAGCCAUAGGCGUGAUCAGUUUCGCGUUCGUGUGCCACCACAACUCGUUGCUCAUCUACGGUAGCCUGCGCACACCCACGCUCGAUAGGUUCAACAAGGUGACUCAUAUAUCCACCAUCAUCUCUCUGGUUUCGUGUUGCACCCUGGCGAUAUCCGCGUACCUCGUCUUUACCGACAGGACGCAAGGCAACAUAUUGAACAACUUCGGACCUAAUGAUACUCUCAUUAACGUCGCGCGGUUCUGUUUCGGGCUGAACAUGUUCACUACGCUUCCUCUUGAGCUCUUCGUAUGCCGUGAGGUCAUAGAGCAGUACUUCUUCGAAAACGAGCCGUUCCAUAUGCAGCGGCACGUCUUUUUCACCACCGCCGUCCUCUGCUCCGCAAUGAUCAUCUCCAUGAUCACCUGCGACCUCGGCGUCAUGCUCGAGAUCACGGGCGGCGCUUCCGCGACCGCCCUUGCGUUCAUCUUCCCCGCCGCGUGCCUCAUCAAGCUCAGAGCGCCGCAGAAACCUUGGUACGCGCGCGAGAAGCUCCCGGCGGUCGCUUGCGCGGCGUUCGGCGUCGUCGUGCUCUCCAUUUCGCUCUUCCUCGCGCUUGGGAAGGCGUGGACGCCCGCCGGCAAGGCGGUGAUGUGUGUGUAG
Molecule: messenger RNA, 1740 nt
Organism: Trametes versicolor FP-101664 SS1
Lineage: Eukaryota; Fungi; Basidiomycota; Agaricomycetes; Polyporales; Polyporaceae
Product: amino acid transporter
Exons: 9
Coding region: 1-1740 (579 amino acids)
Biological process (GO): amino acid transmembrane transport
Cellular component (GO): endoplasmic reticulum
Molecular function (GO): amino acid transmembrane transporter activity
Source: RefSeq, a predicted model, not a curated record